CUUGGCGCGGACCAGCAUGGACGAGGAGCAUGCGUCCCUCCCGCGGCCGUCGAUCGCGUCGCUGGAGCAUGCGAGCCUGCGCUACCUCCUCGACGUCGUGCCCAAGCUCGUGCAGGACGCGCCCGCGUCGGUGAAGGACGAGGUCGGCGCGCUCCUGCUGGACCGCGUGCGCGCCGAGACCGAGCCGGAAGAUGGCGUGAACCAGCUGCUGCGCCUCAUGGGCAUCUAUCUGCACUCGAGCGAAGCCAUCACGGAGGCCAUCGUCGAGCUGCUCUAUGGGUCGUGCUACCGCGUCGUGCUCAUCCACCACCUGCCACAGCUCACGUACCAGUCGCCAAAGUGCAUUAACCUCGUGCUCCAAGCGUACAAGGACCUCCUCGAGAGCGACAGCGCGCUCCUCGUCCCGCUUCUCGGGUCGCUUGUCGACAUGCCGCUCUCGCCAUCGCAGCAGAACGACAUAGUGCUGCUCGCGCACACGAUGCUCGACAGCGUCGACGAGACGGACGUUCCGUCGGUCAUCCGCAGUCUCCUCGCGCUCCUGACGCCGACGACGGCCGCGGCGACACUGAGCCGGAUUCGCCAGCAAGCGACGAGCCUGUCGCUGCCGCAUCUGCACCUCGUCCUCGACGUCAUGUCCGGACAGCUCUACAGCGGGUCGGUCGUCCUCAAGUACACGCUUCGCUCGAUUCGCACCGCCGACGACCUCGAUCGCCUCGACGGUCUCUGGCUCCUAACGCUUCUCCAGCGGUCGUCCGAGCACACAACGGUGUGGAAGUGCCUCCUGCACAUGCACAAGAAGAUUUCGCUGGCAUGGCUCCUCUCGCUGCAGCAGGUCGUGGCAUCGCAUGUCUUUGCCUCGUACCAAGCCAGCUACGUCCAGCUCUGUUCGCUGCUCUUCGACGUUGCGUUUCACAAGCAAACGACGCUAGCACUCGGCACGACGCUCAUCUCGCACGCGAUCCAGAGUCUCACGGCGCUCUUGCGCGAGAGCAUCGACGUCCAAAGCGUGCUGCAGCUCCUUUUGCACCUCGUCGGGCGGUCGCACACGUGGAACACGACGCAGCGCGACGGGCUUCGUCGCCACAUGGCCGUCACGGCCGCCGUCGGCAUCGCGGACGCCCUUCCGUCGCUGCGCGCGUACUACGGCCACUUGGUGUUGGACACGAUCCACGUUGUGAGUGCGACCAAAGGCGACAACACGGCGCUGCUCGACCCGCUCUGCUUUGCCGUCGUCCAGCUCGUGCCGACGGACCCGUCGCUGUACACGCUGCUGGUGAUGACGAUUCAAAAACACAUCUUGCAGCAGGCGUCGCCGCUCCAGCUCACGUCGAUCUUGCUCGCGGCCCACUUGACGUACGCCAACGUGGUCACGCCCACGGACCGGCGCACGAUCACAGCGUGGAUGCUGCGUCUCCUCGCCUACGCCCCGCUCUCGGUCGUGCCCGGGGUCGCUACGUACCUCUGCGCGCACGUGGAUGCGUCGCUGGCCGAGACGCACGUUUUGCCCGCGCUCCGGCGCCGGCGCGUGCUCACGUCGACGCGAGAGCUCUCGCUAGUGGCCUAUUUUCAACACCACGCCGGCGCUCCCUGCAGUGAAAGCACGGCCGCGCUCGCCGAACUCGUGCGCUGCCUCGUCGCCUACGCCCCGCCCGCGCUCCUCGACGACGUCUUGUCGCAGCCCCUCGUCAGCGCGUGGCCAGACGAAUUUGGGCCCCAAGAGUCGUUGGCAUCCAUGUUCCAGGCGGCCAUUUACGUCGGCGUCACGCUUCUCAACAGUUUGUUUGCGGCCGGUCGGCGCGAUGCCGUACUUGAUCGUCUGUGGGACCAAGUCGUGGGGUACUUUGACCAGCACACACAGACCGCCCAUGAAAAGACGUCGUUGAGCUACUUGCGGCUCUUGGACGACGCGGUGGUGUGUUAUUUCCUGACGCAGUUGCCGCCGACCGAAUCGACGCCACCCUCGCUUGGCCAAGCGCGCUGCAUUCGCUUGCUCUACCAUGGCCUCGUGGACCGCGACGCGCCGCAGCCGCCGCACUGGCGUCUCUACGGCACGUACAUGAACGCGCUCAGGUCGCAUCUCGCACUCGACGUGCCAUGGACCGCCUACAUCACCGCCCUCACAGCGGCAACGACAACAGCCGAGUCGGUCGCCGAGACGCUUCUGCAGGUGUAUGCCAUCCUCGGGGCACUCCUCGCCGCCGAUCGGGACGCUCUUCUAUUUGCAUGUGCCGAGCGCGACAUGCCACUCUGGGAGGCCGCCGACGCCUUCUACAACUUUGUAUCGACCAACCUCCUUCAACUGCAGGACGCUCAAGUGCUCUGUGCAGCCCUCGACGUGCUCGUCCUCGUGUGCAAACCUGCACCGUUGAUGCUGCAAGACGUCGCGCAGCUCGGCAAGACGCUGCUUUCGACUGUCUACCCGCACGCCAACGUCGAAUGGAGUGCGUGGAAAGGCUACUUGGCGCUCUCCCCGACGCCUCUGGCGGUCACGUGGCUUGACCAUAGCUCGUUUCUGAAGAGCUAUGCGCCAACGCACGCGUCGUCUUCCUUGUAUUAUUUACACCACUGCUACGCCACGGUGUUUGCCCUCUCGCCGCACCCGCUGCCAUUUCUAUCGUGGACCGCCGACGUGCUUACGACCAUGGUCACCGACGACGUCGACGUCGCGCCAGGUCUGCGCACGUGCACGCGCGCGAGCUUUCCGCAGCUCUUUACGUCGUUUUGGCUCAGUUUGCUCUCGAUGGCGACGCACCCGACCUUGGCCCCGACGCCGACGAGAGACCCGUACCACCGGAUCACGGGCUACCUGCACGUGCUCUCGAAAGCCAUUGCGCUCGCCCAUAUCGGCGACCUCUACAGCUCGGAGCUGGCCCGCAAAACCGUCCCGCUGCUCGUGCGCGCGUGUCAGUUUCUCUGCGAGCGCGUCGUCGUCGUCGUCGACAAGUGCCUCCAAUGGCGUCUCUCAUCGCCCGAGAUCGCGGCCGACAAGAGCCUCUUGGCGCCACUGUGCCACCAUGUGCUUUUGGUGCUGGACGCGAUGGAGCGCUACGUGCAGUACAUCCAAGCGCUCAUGGUCGUGCACAUGAAGACGGUCAUGGAGCACGCGAAAGGCACGACAAAGCUCUCGACGCUCGCCAAGACGAAGAAGGGACCGCCUGUCUGGACCAUGCUCCACCGCAUUCCUCAAGUCAAGCAACUGCCGCAACUCAAGCGCUGGAUCCACCGGGCCAAGGCGUCCUUGAGCCUCACCAUGCACCGGGAGCAAAUUCCUUCGCUGGACGACGAGGCACCCGAUGCCGACGCGACAGUCGCUCCCGACGAGAGCGAUGGCAUCCGCCGGACGCCGCCGCACGAUGCUGCGUACCGGUGGCAGAAGCAAGCCCGGAAGGACCAACACGUGGCUUGGGUCAGCAGCGACGAAGACGAAGCCAAGGAUGAAGACGAGGCCGCCGACGAGGGCGAUUUGUGGUCGGGCGACGAAGCCGAGAGCGGGUUCCACGCUGCGGUCGCAAGCACCAAGUCGGUGCGACACGACAUUGAGGCGCUACAGACGCCGAUGAAGCUGCGGCUCCACGAGAACGCGACUCUUGGCUUUGCCUCGGUCGUGAUCGACUUCAAGACCAAGCGCACGACCCGCUUGUAGCUGCUACCUGUAGCGUCGGCGAUGUAAUAGGACGACCCUUGCCUACCUUUAAC
Saprolegnia parasitica CBS 223.65 is the source of this 3696-nucleotide messenger RNA. RefSeq lists its product as hypothetical. The coding region runs from base 17 to 3643 and encodes 1208 amino acids. The transcript is spliced from 13 exons. Lineage: Eukaryota; Oomycota; Saprolegniomycetes; Saprolegniales; Saprolegniaceae. The record is from RefSeq and is a predicted model, not a curated record.